This is a messenger RNA of Candidozyma duobushaemuli, 1161 nucleotides long. RefSeq names its product phosphatidylglycerol phospholipase. The transcript has a single exon. Lineage: Eukaryota; Fungi; Ascomycota; Pichiomycetes; Serinales; Metschnikowiaceae. The record is from RefSeq and is a predicted model, not a curated record. The coding region runs from base 1 to 1161 and encodes 386 amino acids. Gene Ontology annotation, biological process: lipid metabolic process. Gene Ontology annotation, molecular function: phosphoric diester hydrolase activity.
AUGCUAUCUUCCCCAGAUUGUCUAGUUGCCGGUCAUCGUGGCUUCAAGGGUAAAUAUCCAGAAAACACCCUCUAUGGAUUCGAAAAAUGCUUCAAAGCAGGCGCUACAAUUUUUGAAACCGAUGUCUGGACCACCAAGGAUGACGUUUUAGUCAUCUCGCAUGACGUUAAUACGAAGAGGGUGUUUGUCGAUGAGGACGGAAACGAGACGAAUUUCAAUAUCUUGGAGUCUUACUACGAUGAUAUUAAGGAUUUGCGUAUCAUAGGCAGCAACGAAAAGAUCAUCACUUUCAAAGGGCUCCUAAGGUGGUUCGUUGAAGCCGGCAAAAGAUACGAUAGUCUGGAAGAAUCACCCGCCAAACACAGGAUCAUGCUUGAUAUCAAGAAGCUCAAUCCUCCAAAGAUCUUGAAACUUCUUGUUCAAGAUAUGCUUGAGGUCCACAAUGACUUGAGCUGGUGGUUCCCCCGCAUUCAGCUAGGUUUGUGGGACUUACGCUUCUUGAAGUACUUGAACCAAGACGACUGGUUUGAUGACUUUUUCUCAAGCACCAGUCCUCGCAAUGGCUUCAAGCACUUUGACAUCAUCCAUAUUUCUGUUGCAUGGCAGACAUCUAUGCGUUUCCUCGGCUAUAACCAGUACGUUGAAGAGUUGGGUAACGACAGAUUCUACUUCAAGUGCACGGCUGUGUCACUCAUUUAUAUCAGCACUUGGUCGACGGAUUUCCUCACCAAGUUCUUGCCGGCAUUGAAGGCAGAGGGUCUUAAGUUGUUCUCCUGGACGGUCAACAAUCGGGUGCAGCUUGAAUAUCUCGUUACAGUGGGUCUGAAGGCCCGCCUCAGAGAAUACGGUGUCAUCACCGAUCAUCCUGACAAGAUGGUUGAAUUCGUCAACGAUGUGGAAAGAGCAUAUUUGACUUCCGUGGAUUCCGAAGCAUCUCCUUUCCUCACCGAGAAGGACGAAGAAAUUCACGUUCCCCUCAAGCUUAAGGCCUCCAACUGGCUUUACAUGCUUGUUGUGAAUAUGUUCGCCUCGAAGGGCGCUCCACCAGUGUCUGAGACCUCGUUCAAGUCGUACAUCGAUCCAGAUGAAAUCACGAAGGUGCAAGUCAGCAAGGUGUGGAUGACGGUUUUCGCCGCUUGUCAGAAGUAUGGCAUUUUUUAG